This is a messenger RNA of Drosophila guanche, 807 nucleotides long. Its product is annotated as homeobox protein 2-like. The transcript has 3 exons. Lineage: Eukaryota; Metazoa; Arthropoda; Insecta; Diptera; Drosophilidae. The record is from RefSeq and is a predicted model, not a curated record. Bases 277 to 807 code for a protein of 176 amino acids.
UGUGAAUGGCAAGGAGGCAUAGAUUUUUUCGACAGCCUAUUUUUGUUGUACAAUUUUAUUUCACGCUCAAUAAACGGACUACCGGAAUCGAGAAUAAUUUAGAUAUACUCUUGGUUCUCCUAGAAAAGUGCAAUACGUAAGAAAUGUACAAAAGUAACUAGCUAAAGUUUACCUUCAGAGUUCAGCAGAAGGCAAAGGGCCUCGACGACAGGCGUGUGUGAAUGAGGAGAGAGAAAAAUCAAACAUAAUUACCGAUUCGUAUUAGAUUAGCAUAAUAUGGAUUCCCGUUACGGGCGAGGCUUCUCAAGAGGAGGCGGUGGCAAUGGAAACGGCGGCGGAGGCGUUGACCACCGCGAGAGUCAAUACAGACGCUACAGUCGAUCCCGGUCACGUUCACGUGACAGGAGCCGAGAGCACGGUGGCUACAGACGUCACAAUUCGCGUUCGCGCAGCCGCGAGCGUUCCUCCCAUUACAAUAGGCAUGCCGGGGGCAGUGGCAGUGGCAGUGGCAGCCAAGACAAGGAUCUCUAUCGCGACCUGAUCGACGACCUGAUCGACUACCAGGGGGAGCGGAGCUACAACUCGCGCAAUCGCAACGAGGACAACUAUGACCGUCGCGAGGACAACUACGACAACAAUCGCGACCACCGGUGGAAGAACUAUGAGCGGCAGUCGCGGGAACGAGGGAACUCCGACUACGAUCGCGGGAAUGAGCGCAACAAUCGGAACGCUGACUAUCGGCAUCAUAAUAAUGGAAACAACAGCAACAGCAACCAACCGAACAGGGAACGCGACAGGGAGCNAUGA